This is a messenger RNA of Cricetulus griseus (Chinese hamster), 1448 nucleotides long. Lineage: Eukaryota; Metazoa; Chordata; Mammalia; Rodentia; Cricetidae. The record is from RefSeq and is a predicted model, not a curated record.
CGCUCCAGGAGCUCCCAACCCGCGCGGCGCGCUCUUUCUCCGACAGCUGCUCUGGGAGCUCUGCGCGCCCUGCUGUUCCGUGCCUGGCCCGUCUGUCCCCUCUGAUUGUGCCUAGCGAUGACCACCCAGCAAAUUGUCCUUCAGGGCCCGGGACCCUGGGGUUUCCGCCUCGUAGGCGGCAAGGACUUCGAGCAACCUCUCGCCAUUUCCCGGGUCACUCCCGGAAGCAAGGCUGCUAUAGCUAAUUUAUGUAUUGGAGAUUUAAUCACAGCCAUCGAUGGAGAAGAUACCAGCAGUAUGACACACUUGGAAGCUCAGAACAAAAUCAAGGGCUGUACAGACAACAUGACACUCACCGUAUCCAGGUCUGAGCAAAAAAUUUGGUCUCCUUUGGUGAGUGAGGAGGGGAAACGUCAUCCAUACAAGAUGAAUUUAGCAUCAGAACCCCAAGAGGUCCUGCACAUAGGAAGUGCCCACAACCGAAGCGCGAUGCCAUUUACUGCCUCACCUGCCCCCAGCAGUGCCCCCCGGAUCAUCACAAACCAGUACAACAACCCCACUGGCCUCUACUCUCCUGAAAACAUCUCCAGCUUCAACAGUGCCGUGGAGUCGAAGACAGCAGGCAGCGGGGAGGAGGCGAAGAGCAGACACUCGGAUCAGCCACAUCCUUCAGGCAGCCUCAUCAUCGACAAGGAAUCUGAAGUUUACAAGAUGCUUCAGGAGAAGCAGGAGUUAAACGAGCCCCCCAAACAGUCCACCUCCUUCCUGCUUCUGCAGGAGAUCCUGGAGUCAGAUGGGAAAGGGGAUCCCAACAAGCCCUCAGGAUUCAGAAGUGUUAAAGCUCCCGUCACCAAAGUGGCUGCUUCAGUUGGAAAUGCUCAGAAGCUGCCCAUGUGUGACAGAUGUGGUACUGGCAUUGUGGGAGUGUUUGUGAAGCUGAGGGACCAUCACCGCCACCCUGAAUGCUAUGUGUGUACCGACUGUGGCACCAACUUGAAACAGAAGGGCCAUUUCUUCGUAGAGGAUCAGAUUUACUGUGAAAAGCAUGCCCGGGAGCGGGUCACACCACCUGAGGGCUAUGAUGUGGUCACUGUGUUCCCCAAGUGAUUGAGGGGACCGGCCCUGCCUGCACCCACCAUCCAGCCUGCUGUACCUGGUUCUCUGAAUGUUCUGGCCUCUCCUCCCUGACAGUUCUGUGCUUACCUAGUGUUAGUCCUGCUCGGUGAACACUGUGUUUCGCCUGUGCUGACUCCCACUAGCAGUGUGAUGCCUGCUUUUACACUACUGGAAAUGGUUUUGUCCCUUGUCCCCUCUCCCGCACCACCAUACACCUUCUUCACUUGGGUCUUCUCUGCUGCAAAUGGACGUUGGUCACAAUGGAACGAAGCCAAAUGUAGUAUCUCUCACGUUGAUUUUUGUUUUACUUAAUAAAUUUAGACUCUAAAGCA